Bolinopsis microptera is the source of this 1531-nucleotide messenger RNA. RefSeq names its product acyl-protein thioesterase 1-like. The transcript is spliced from 6 exons. Bases 46 to 804 code for a protein of 252 amino acids. NCBI's taxonomy places the organism in Eukaryota, Metazoa, Ctenophora, Tentaculata, Lobata, Bolinopsidae. Gene Ontology annotation, cellular component: cytoplasm. The record is from RefSeq and is a predicted model, not a curated record. Gene Ontology annotation, molecular function: palmitoyl-(protein) hydrolase activity; carboxylic ester hydrolase activity. Gene Ontology annotation, biological process: protein depalmitoylation.
UCUAACAGUUUUAACUCUCUCUAGGUCCCUGUAAAUGGUCAUUGCAUGUUAAGGACUGGAUUAUCUAAGUUAUUGAGAAGUGUUACCCCUGAUAAAAUCAAGAUUGGGAGCUGUAUCAGCAAAACUUUUCUAUCAGCAGACAUGUCACCGCCUAUUGUAAUACAACCUAAAGGACCCCAUAAAGCCUCAGUUAUAUUUCUACACGGAUUGGGAGACACAGGACAUGGCUGGUCUCAAGUAAUGGGGGAAGAUCUCAAUGUUGAUAAUGUUAAGUUUGUGUGCCCCACUGCGUCAACUAUCCCCGUCACUAUCAACAUGGGCAUGAGAAUGCCGGCUUGGUAUGAUAUAACCUCGCUCAGCGAAUUCGACAAAGAGGAUAAAACUGGCAUAAUGAGGAGUGUGGCACAUGUGCACCAGCUGAUAGCAGACGAGGAGAAGUCUGUUCCUUCUGAUAAGAUAUUUGUGGGAGGAUUCUCUCAGGGGGGAGCUGUGGCUCUGUACGCGGGACUCACUUACAAGAAACAACUCGGAGGAAUAAUAGGACUCAGUUGCUACCUGCCCCUGAACAGCGAGUUCCCAGCCUCAGCUGCAGCUCAGAACUCAACUACUCCUGUUAUAAUGUGCCAUGGAAAAGCUGAUGUAGUUGUAGACUUCAGGUUUGGUCAGAUGUCGUUCCAAAAGAUACAGCAAUUCCACUCCAAAGUAGAAAUGAAGGAGUACGACAAUAUGGGUCAUACAUCCUGCCCAAGAGAGCUCAUGGAUGUUAAGAGCUUCCUGGUUAAAUACCUCGCUGCUUCCUCUUAAUCUGUAGUAAUAAUUAAAGUGAAACAUGAAGCCUCUAUAAUACACUUCAGAGAGGAAUUUAUUAAUGUUUAUUGUGUUUCCUUUAUGGUUGGACCCUUUCUUUACUUUGGAAUUUGCGGAAAGUUAAAAAAUCUUGUUUGAUUACGAGAGUUCAUCACAAUCGGUAAGAACGGGAGUUUGACAAGUUUCAUUGUUGAUUUAAUUUAAAUAGUGGGAAAACAAAGCGGAAUUAGCUGAGUAACUCACAAAAGAUAAAUUAUUAUAAAUUAUGUGUCGGUUAACUGUAGACUCUGGAUCAGGUGAUCUAAAUUUAUAAUUAUGAGGUGUGGGGACCAUCUGAUACAUGUUCAAAUCUUACUAGAGUUUAUGUUUAAUUUUCAAUUUCUCCCCGUGAUAGAUCUUUUUGUGAUCUACUAAAUCUGAAAAUUCAUAACUGUCACCAAGAUUUAACUAGGUCGAACGGAAAGCUAUACAAAUAGCCGCGCCUGCUUGAGAGUUGAGACCUAAUUUUUCCGUUCGACCUAGUUACAUCUUGGUGACAGUAAGAUUAUAUUUGUUGGCUUUUAUUUGGAUCACUGGUGAUUGGAACUUAUUCUUAUGGAGAACUUUACUGUAAAGAUUGCAAAGAGUCGCUGGUGAAUUAUUUGACCUUUAUAUUAUAUAUAUGGAGUGUGUGGACAAUGUACUUCUUAUUUACAGUACAGUUGAACUGUCUUUAAUGACUUUA